Penicillium samsonianum is the source of this 1542-nucleotide messenger RNA. RefSeq lists its product as uncharacterized. The record is from RefSeq and is a predicted model, not a curated record. Lineage: Eukaryota; Fungi; Ascomycota; Eurotiomycetes; Eurotiales; Aspergillaceae. The coding region runs from base 1 to 1542 and encodes 513 amino acids. The transcript has 3 exons.
AUGGUGGAUCCCAUUUCGAUUAUUUCGGCGGUAGACAUCUGCAUCAAAUAUGGCACGAAACUGGUUCACUUAUGCGCUGCAUUUGCACACGCCAAAGGUGACAUUGCAGAGAGGCUCCUGCGCGUGAAAACUUACUGGAUGAGGACGGAACUCCAGCUGAAUGUGGUGCGGGGUAUUGCCCAUGAGCUCAGUGAGAAGCAUCAGAGGAUUCAACAUGAGACGAUUGCAAUGCUCGGCGCUAAGUUGGAGAUUGCUAUCAACAAUAUUGAGUCCACCAUCAAGAGUUAUCCUGUCGGGGACCAAGAGCUGGGCGUACGUCGGUGGAAGUAUGCGCUCACGAAGGAAAAGAUUGACCGGACCGUUGAGGAUCUCAAAGAAUGGCAGUCACUAUUUGACCCAUCGUGGUAUCUGAUUAUGAGGCUCGCAGGCGAUCGAAUCGAUUAUGGCCUAAGAAAAAACCGAAUAUCUUCUGCCAUAGAUUUUCAAGACCCCAUACCUCCUGCGCAGUCCCUCAGGACAGCCCUGAAGUCGACAGAGGCGAACGCACCAUCGGUCCUCCUCCCAGCGGAGACUCUCAUUUCCAUUAACCCACAAGAAAUACAAUUUUGCUCAGCGCAGGUGGGCCGGAGGCCAGAAAAUGGUCAAUCGCUUAUUGUGGAACGAAUCGAACCUCUUCCAGGGGCCAAUAUCGGGGACAUGAAGAAAGAUAUACGAGAUCUCGCUAGACGGCUGACUGGGUCCGAUGCCAUCGAAUUCGGUCUCCUUAGCUGUAAAGGAUAUAUCCAACAUCACAAGCCCGGCUCUUCUCAAUCUCUACCAGAUGCAUUUACCAUCAUCUUCCGAAUGCCAACACAACAUCUUCAACCUCGCUCUCUCCGAGGUUGUUUCCAGGAUACGAACCAUACCCACUCACUCUCCGACCGGUUCAAGUUAGCGAACGAGCUUGCGAAAGCAGUGCAUUCUGUUCACUUGUUUGGAUUUGUCCACAAGAACAUCCGACCAGAGACAAUCUUACUUUUGGGAAGUGAUGAGUCCUCGAUUGGAUCUGCCUUCCUGAUUGGAUUUGACAGCUUUCGCAUGGCCUCUGGCAGAACUUUGCGCAAAGGCGAAGCUUCCUGGGAACGAUGCCUUUACCAACAUUCCGACCGCAUAGGAACCAUCUCGAAAGAUUAUAUUAUGCAGCACGAUAUCUACAGUCUUGGUGUAUGUCUAUUAGAGCUGGGAUUGUGGGAAUCUUUCAUGUCAUACGAUGAGUUGACUCCGGCAAGCAAUGGAAAUGAUCCAACCCCUACUCGCGCUCCUAUUCUGGGAGCGGGUCGAGGGUUAUAUUUCCAAAAGCAUCUCCUCUUCUUGGCGCAGGGUGAACUACGGAAGCGAAUGGGGACCAGAUACUCCGACGUUGUUGUCACUUGUUUGACAUGCUUGGACGCUAAUAAUGUCGAUUUCGGAGAGAAGAUUGAUUUUGAAGAUGCUGAUGGCAUUGAAGUAGGUGUGAGGUAUAUUGAGAAGGUAACGAUGCGACUAAAUAGUAUGUGCGUCUGA